CUCAUCUCGUAACCCACAAUCAAUCAAUCGCUUUGUGCUUUACAAUUCGCUCGUUAUAGUCGCUGCUUGCUUUAAAGAUGCCUUCUCCCAUUCUCGCCGCUACUUUUCAGGCUGCUGCCCUCUCGACUGCGUCUAAUGUGCUGGCUCAGCUCAUUGAGGCGCGUCAGCAGAACCGCCCUGUAACUCUGGAUCUCCUUCCUCUCCUCCGCUUUGUCACACUCACAUUGAUCACUGCCCCUCCCAACUAUCAUUGGCAGCAGUUCCUGGAGCGCACAUUUCCGGCGUAUCCAUCUGGACGCCCACAGGAGCGUAUCGGUGAUGUUGAAAUGGCACCCGCUGAGGAUGCGCCCGAGCUCAAAGAGGGCUAUGAGGAGCGCAUGGCUGAGGUCAAUCGGGAUCGGGAGCCCAAGUUCAGCAUGAGGAACACACUAACAAAGUGGUUUGUUGACUGUAUCUCUGCUGGUGCCAUCAUGAACACGGUGGCUUUCCUCAUCAUUAUGGGUGUUCUCAAGGGUCAGGCUUCAUCUCAGAUCUGGAGCAACAUCAAGACGGAAACAAUCCCCAUCAUUGUUGCCGGCUACAAAAUCUGGCCGAUUGCUUCCAUCAUCAGCUUCAGUUUCAUCCCCGUCCACCGACGGAUCGUGUUUUUGAGUUUCAUUGGUCUGCUGUGGGGCAUCUACAUGAGUCUGGUAGCUUCUAGAGUGUAGAGGUCUAGCAAGAUAGGCGUCUGGAGUAGUGGCUAUUGCCGCUGGUCAUGGAUUUGAUAUUGCCGGGCAUGGCCUGGUUUGGAUGAACUUUGGGAUUGUGUUGCCCUGAGGAUAUAGAGCACAAGAAACUGCUCGGAACCUGCGGCCUGCGUGCUGGCUUCGUUUUUCCGCGUUGGAAAGAAUCUACUUUACGCCUGGGAUAUUGGUUUUAUUCUAUGAACUAUUCUCUACGCUAGAGAUGGUGUUGUCCUUUCCAUCUCCGUUGAGUCAUGCUCUUGAAAUUCAAAACAUGGCAUACCG
This is a messenger RNA of Fusarium vanettenii 77-13-4, 1007 nucleotides long. RefSeq lists its product as uncharacterized. The coding region runs from base 78 to 707 and encodes 209 amino acids. Gene Ontology annotation, cellular component: membrane; cytoplasm. NCBI's taxonomy places the organism in Eukaryota, Fungi, Ascomycota, Sordariomycetes, Hypocreales, Nectriaceae. The record is from RefSeq and is a predicted model, not a curated record. The transcript has 3 exons.